Messenger RNA from Varroa destructor (honeybee mite), 1923 nucleotides. RefSeq names its product Ribose-5-phosphate isomerase (gene Rpi). Gene Ontology annotation, molecular function: ribose-5-phosphate isomerase activity. Gene Ontology annotation, cellular component: cytoplasm. Lineage: Eukaryota; Metazoa; Arthropoda; Arachnida; Mesostigmata; Varroidae. Gene Ontology annotation, biological process: D-ribose metabolic process; pentose-phosphate shunt, non-oxidative branch. The record is from RefSeq and is a predicted model, not a curated record.
AGACGUGAAAUGCUUACGGCUCUUGAGUCAAAGAUGUACUUCACUUACAAAAGCAUUCUUUGAUUUGUUUGACUAUAACUGCUUACACAAAAUCGAAAGUAAGAUACGAGAAAAGCUGAAAUCGAGGCUGAUAAAUUGUUUAUAUUAUUCUCUUAUAUCGAUUUGCCUUUUAUGCUUACGUAAAUGUGUCGAGAAAAGUUUCGAAGAAAAGGACGCAUCUUCUGAAAGAUACUAUAAAUAACAAAUCUUGAUUAAUUCAACACGAUUCGUGCGCCGCGGGGCAGACAGAACAAGGUGAUCAUAAUUUCAACGAGACAAUCAUGUUUUUCAAUCAUAUCAGCCAAUAACAGGACAAACUACUACCGUAAUGUCUAUCCGUUUUCUAGUGAGACCGGUAUCAAUUCAGUCCUAUUAGUUGAUGUGGUACCAUCAGUUAGGCGCUCGGCACCGAGCGACCCAAUCACCUUUCGGAGCUGUUUGAAUAGAAAGAUUAAAAUCGGAUGCCGUGUUCUACGGAUGUGAAGCUUAUCAAUACGACCUUUCCACUGGGAUAAUUACUGGUGGGCGACUAGAAAACAUCAAGUUUCUGCGAUGAACAAGACAAUGUUUAGAAGUGCUUGUAACACUCGUUGAACUCGAUGACACUACUGAGUAACUUCGCUAUGGGCAUCGGCAGUGGAAGCACCGUUGUCUACGCUGUGGAAAGGCUCGCGGAACGCAUUAAGGGUGGUGAGCUUUCGAACAUCGUCUGCGUACCUACAUCGUUCCAGGCGCAGCAAUUGAUUCGUGCGCAUAAGCUGACGCUCACUGAUCUAGAGGAGACGCCUGAACUCGACAUUACCAUCGAUGGCACGGAUGAAGCUGAUGCUCACCUCACAUGUAUUAAGGGCGGCGGCGGAUGUCUAACACAAGAGAAGAUCGUCGCAGCGGCUUCAAGCAAAUUCGUUAUAGUGGCGGAUUAUCGCAAGGACUCGACCCAUUUAGGUGAACAUUGGAAGAAAGGAAUACCUGUUGAGGUGUUGCCAAUGGCGUACGUGCCCUCAAUGAACAAAAUCAACAAGAUCCUCGCUUGCAGGCCUGUUCUUCGAUACGCCGUCAAUAAAAUGGGCCCCGUGAUUACAGACAAUGGAAACUUUAUUCUGGAUUGCCCGUUUCCCUCCGAUAAGAAGAUCGACUGGGAGGAAACUUCGGUGAAAAUGAAAAUGAUUCCUGGGGUUGUCGAGACUGGCCUCUUUUUUGGAAUGGCUGAAAUUGCAUAUUAUGGCCAGCAAGACGGAUCAGUGAAAAUCGUUAGGACGGCAGGGAAAUAUUCUUAGUUGAGUACGAUUGGCAUCCUAUUAUAUGUUCUCUAUGCAUACUGUCUUUGACUAGGUGACCUCUAUCGAUGAAGUCCUGCGUUCGAAAAUUUGUUAAUGAACUAUGCUGUUGCAUGAUAUCAUUGUAAUGACAUCUUCCCCUUCCACGAUUGCUUUGCCCCUAUGGGUGUGGCAAACUGAUCAGUUUUUAGCAUGAGUGUCCCUUGUGUGUAAAAUUUGCGCACGUGUGUUACAAAGUAGUAUCUUUUAUGCGAUUACAUCUGCCUUAGCCUAGUUUUGUGUUCAUUUAGCAAAUGACAUAAUAAUAACAGUUAUUUUUUUAUAAAUCCAAUAUUAAUUAACCUUAUAUGAUUGUUGUUAUCGCUCAAAAGAGCUCUGCAGAGCUUAUUUUUUGCAGAUAGUGUAAUAUAGGGUCCCUUCGCAACAGAGGACAAAUACUAACCAACUCAUUGCGCAAAACGGACAAGUGAGGAACUUAGAACACAAUAAAGGUCAACAGGGAUUCUCAAAACAGAUUUUUUUAGCUCGACGUAUGCAUGGAAACGCACCCCUUGUGUCAAUAAAGAGAGACGUUUCAGUAUUCACAAAAAGCUUGAAAUAUUCAUUG